UGCGAAACAUGCACGUGGAGGAGCGUCUGCCCAUGACGCCAAAUUGGGGAAUCCCUCCGUAUUCUUUGCCGCUCUCCAUCCGGUGCAGGCCGUAAUUUUUUCCGCGAGUUGAAAAUGUUCAGUGAAAACAUGUUAGUGACGGACAGAGGCAUGUGAAUGGUGUUUUUCACGAUGUAAAAAGGAUUAAGGCAUCCAUACAUUUAGAGGAUUUUUAGUAGUUACAAGAGUUACCCCAUUCUCGCAUGCAUGAACACGAACUUCGCCCCCUAGAGUUUUAACCAACUUGUGCAGCGUACAUCAAAAGGUGCAUGGAGGGCGAUGGGAAUCUGGGAGAGUGAGGGGGGACUCCGAAGGCGGAUGCCGCUAAGAAGAGCAGGAGGCAGUUGCGCUGUCGGUACGACCAGUCUGGGAGGGAGGGCCAUGCGAUACUACCGUUUAUGGAUAUACACCUGCAAUACUGUUUUACUGGCCGGAGCCCUGGCAUUCUGCGGAGCAGCCUCACGUACCCUCAUAUUCGAUUACCGCCGCAUGCUCAUACCGAAUUUAGCACUGUACCAACCCACGUUCCUUUACGCUUAUCUAGCCUUAGCAACCCAAGGCGGUGCGAUCCAGGUCUUGGGAUGCGUAGCCGCCCUGAGACUGUCCGAGAAACUCCUGAACGCCUACUGGCUGCUACUUCUAGUACUCUUGUUCGGUGACAUCGUCCUGGGGGCCUUCUGGACCUACAAGUUCGAGAAAAUGUGCCAAGAUCUCAAGCCCGCGCUACGCAUGCGUUUCCAACAAGAGUACGGUACCGACCAGGACAUGACGACCCUCUGGGACAGGUUCCAACGUGACGAGGAGUGCUGCGGUGUGACUGGACCGGACAAUUACGGUAACGAAACAGGGAAAUUCGAGAUGCCUUUGAGCUGCUGCCUAGAACCACCCCCGGAGAAUAGCACUAGAUGUAUAAAGCACUUUCAGGUCGGGUGCGACGAUAAGCUGAUGGAUUAUAUGAAGUCGACAGCGGCCCUACUUGCAAUACUCGGAUAUUGCGUACUUGCCUUCCUGAAGAUGUGCUUCCUAGGUAUUUUACGCUACGAAAUUAAGGAGAUGAUACAGAAGAUUCGUAUACUGAAAACGGAGCUUGCCUUGCCCAAUGCUAACGGCGCAGUUCCAGGAACUAUAAGAACUGAGAGCGCAGAAAGUGAACGGGAAUCGCUCUUGGUGAGACCAGAAAGUACUGCGCUUCUAUCGUCGCCUCCUACGCAGUCGAAGAAUCCAAACGGAAAUAAUAACUACGAGAUGCGAGAAUAUCGGAGUGGGAGGGAGAAUAUUUGACUAAAGUACCGCCUAGAGGGCCUUUUUAACCGGGGCCGAUGGGGCCGGGUGAAAAAAGGCCCUCUGGCGACACCAUUAGAGGAUAUCUUCAAUAGGAGACCAAGGGGAAGAGUCAAGGACGACCCCUGUUGAAAAUGAAGAACAAACUAAUGGGUUGCGCGACCCCUAAUAGACUGAUCGCCACAAAGAACAAUUCAUUAGAUUCCUCCCAGCUGAUUUUUGGACAUAAUAGUACAGUUGCGAAAAGUAUAUACAAAUGCUAUCCAUCUUUC
This is a messenger RNA of Coccinella septempunctata (seven-spotted ladybird), 1592 nucleotides long. RefSeq names its product tetraspanin-9-like. Bases 319 to 1320 code for a protein of 333 amino acids. The record is from RefSeq and is a predicted model, not a curated record. NCBI's taxonomy places the organism in Eukaryota, Metazoa, Arthropoda, Insecta, Coleoptera, Coccinellidae. Gene Ontology annotation, cellular component: membrane. The transcript has 2 exons.